AUGCUUAGAAUAAAUCCAGCCUUAAGAUUGAGACCAGUUUCAAUUCUUUCCAAGAGGGCAUUGACAACAACAAGAUUCAACUUGCAAACCAAAAUAGCAUUGAAUGAAGAUCCAACUCCAAAAAUUGAACCACAAGAUGAGAUUCCAACUUCGUAUCCAGAUGUUAAACCUGAGCUGUACUAUAAUAGGGAUCCAUACGGAGAUUGGGAUGAUGUUCAAAACAGAAGAAAUAUUAAUGAACCACUUCAUGAAGAUGAAGAUGUUUUGAAUUUAUGGUCACCAGAAUAUUAUCAAUAUGUUUCUGAUGGUGAAGCUUUUAAAUUAGUUAGUUAUUUCUUUUUAGGUGUUGCUGGUAUUUUUGGUGUUUGUUAUACGUUUUUCUAUCCAAAACGUAUUGCAGUUCCAAGAAAUUAUCCCCAUGAUGGAUUAUCAAAAGCUUUGGGUGCUAGAAAUUCAGAGGAAGCUGAAUUGUUAGGUGCUAGAGUUGAUAAGACUGCUUAUUAG
Messenger RNA from Hansenula anomala, 504 nucleotides. RefSeq lists its product as uncharacterized. Bases 1 to 504 code for a protein of 167 amino acids. Gene Ontology annotation, cellular component: mitochondrion. The transcript has a single exon. The record is from RefSeq and is a predicted model, not a curated record. NCBI's taxonomy places the organism in Eukaryota, Fungi, Ascomycota, Saccharomycetes, Phaffomycetales, Wickerhamomycetaceae.